GGCCCACGCCCGGGGCCCACGCCCGGGGCCCACGCCCGAGGACCAGGCCGGGGCCCACACCCGAGGACCUGUCCCGAGGACCAGGCCCAAGGACCACGCCCGAGGCCCACGCCCGAGGACCAGGCCCGAGGACCACGCCCGACGACCAGGCCCGAGGACCACGCCCGAGGACCAGGCCCGAGGACCAGGCCCGAGGUCCACGCCCGAGGCCAACGCCCGAGGACCAGGCCGGAGGAUGAGACCCGAGGACCACGCCCGGGGACCAGGCCCGACGACCAGGCCCGAGGACCACGCCCGGGGACCAGGCCCGACGACCAGGCCCGAGGACCACGCCCCGGGACCAUGCCCGAGGGCCACGCCCGGGGACCACGCCCGAGGACCAGGCCCGAGGGCCACGCCCGGGGUCCACACACGAGGACCAGGCCUGAGGGCCACGCCCAGGGACCAGGCCCGAGGACCAGGCCUGAGGACCAGGCCCGAGGACCACACCCAAGGAACACGCCCGAGGACCACGCCCGAGGCCCACGCCCGAGGACCAGGCCCGAGGACCAGGCCCAAGGACCACGCCCGAGGACCAGGCCCGAGGACCACGCCCGAGGACCAGGCCCGAGGACCAGGCCCGAGGCCCACGCCCGAGGACCACGCCCGAGGACCAGGCCCGAGGACCACACCCGAGGACCACGCCCGAGGACCACGCCCGAGGACCAGGCCCGAGGACCAGGCCCAGGCCCGAGGACCAGGCCCAAGGACCACGCCCGAGGACCAGGCCCGAGGACCACGCCCGAGGACCACGCCCGAGGACUACACCCGAGGACCAGGCCCGAGGACCAGGCCCGAGGGCCACGCCCAAGGACCAUGCCCAGGGCACACGCCCGAGGACCAGGCCCGAGGACCAGGCCCGAGGACCACGCCUGAGGGCCAGGUCCAAGGACCACGCACGAGGACCACGCCUGAGGCCCAUGCCCGAAGACCAGGCCCGAGGACCACGCCUGAGGACCAGGCCCGAGGCCCACGCCCGAGGACCAGGCCCGAGGCCCACGCCAGAGGGCCACGCCUGAGGACCAGGCCCGAGGACCACGCCCGAGGACCACGCCCGAGGACCAGGCCCGAGGCCCACGCCCGAGGGCCACGCCCGAGGACCAGGCACGAGGAGCACGCCCGAGGACCAGGCCCGAGGACCACGCCCGAGGACCACGCCCGAGGACCAGGCCCGAGGACCAGGCCCGAGGCCCACGCCCGAGGACCAGGCCCGAGGCCCACGCCUGAGGGCCACGCCCGAGGACCAGGCCCGAGGACCACGCCCGAGGACCAGGCCCGAGGACCACGCCCGAGGACCAGGCCCGAGGCCCAUGCCCGAGGACCAGGCCCGAGGACCAGGCCCGAGGACCACGCCCGAGGGCCACGCUCGGGGACCAGGCCCGGGGACCACACCCGGGGACCACGCCCGAGGCCCACGCCCGAGGACCAGGCCCGAGGACCACACCCGGGGACCACGCCCGAGGCCCACGCCCAAGGACCAGGCCCGAGGACCACGCCCGGGGUCCACGCCCAAGGACCAGGCCCGAGGAUCACACCCGAGAUCCACGCACGGGGCCCACGCCCGAGGACCAGGCCCGGGGCCCACACCCGGGAACCACGCCCGGGGACCACACACGGGGACAACGCCCGGGGACCACGCCCGUGGCCCACGCCCGAGGACCAGGCCCGAGGACCAGGCCCGAGGACCACGCCCGAGGCCCACGCCCGAGGAGCAUGCCUCACCUG
Molecule: messenger RNA, 1764 nt
Organism: Chiloscyllium plagiosum (whitespotted bambooshark)
Lineage: Eukaryota; Metazoa; Chordata; Chondrichthyes; Orectolobiformes; Hemiscylliidae
Source: RefSeq, a predicted model, not a curated record